Hylaeus anthracinus is the source of this 618-nucleotide messenger RNA. It is a transcript of the gene TpnC25D, whose product is annotated as troponin C. The transcript has 3 exons. Lineage: Eukaryota; Metazoa; Arthropoda; Insecta; Hymenoptera; Colletidae. Bases 52 to 504 code for a protein of 150 amino acids. Gene Ontology annotation, molecular function: calcium ion binding; enzyme regulator activity. The record is from RefSeq and is a predicted model, not a curated record.
CCGCGGCACUUCAGGUGUCUGUCGUCCGUCGUGAGAGAAAAAACCGUCGCCAUGGAGGAAGACGAACAAAAGACGGCCGUGAUGCGGAAAGCGUUUCAGAUGUUCGACACGACGAAGAGCGGAUUCAUCGACACGUUGAAGAUCUCGACGAUAUUGAACACGAUGGGUCAGCUGUUCGAUGACGCGGAAUUGAACUCCAUUAUCGAGGAGAACGAUCCCGAACGGACGGGCAAAGUGAACUUUGACGGGUUCUGCAGAAUCGCUGGCCGAUUCCUGGAAGAGGAGGACGCGGAAGCCAUGCAAGAGGAGCUGAAGGAAGCCUUCCGCUUGUACGACCGCGAGGGAAACGGUUACAUCACGACGGCCACCUUGAAGGAGAUCCUCGCUGCUCUCGAUGACAAAUUGACCAGCGCGGAUCUCGAUGGUAUAAUAGCUGAAAUCGAUACCGAUGGCUCGGGCACGGUCGACUUCGACGAAUUUAUGGAGAUGAUGACUGGAGAGUGAUGACGGGUUUGAGGCAACUGACAGAGGACUCGAUCGUGAAACAUUGUUUUAAUAUUCGAAGCAGCGUCGCCUGGUUCGAAAUUUGUUUAAUAAAAUGAUUGUUUAAACCUUCUA